Lottia gigantea (owl limpet) is the source of this 150-nucleotide messenger RNA. RefSeq lists its product as hypothetical. The transcript has a single exon. Lineage: Eukaryota; Metazoa; Mollusca; Gastropoda; Lottiidae. The annotation marks the transcript as partial. The record is from RefSeq and is a predicted model, not a curated record.
UUGGGAAAACAUCCCUUGAUAUGCCGUUUCCUAAAAGGAGUCUUCGAAUUGCGUCCAUCACUUCCACGUUACACCCAUACUUGGGAUGUGGACAUUGUUUUGAGGUAUCUUUCAUCUCUUGCGCCUGCUGAAGAUUUAACUUCAAAGAUU